UGUUUUGUUUAUAUUUUAUGUGCAAUUUCAAAGUCCAAAAAACACAAUUCUGAGUCAAAUUCUAAACAAAAAAUAUGUUUUUUUGUAAAAUAUUCUUUUAGUGAUUUGAGAUUAGCAGCCAAAUUUAGGCAAUCCUGGAGGUGAUGAAGUUUGGAGUAUGAAUUUUAAUUCGACCAUAGGGUUCGUUCUUCUCCUUCCCUUUAAUUCAAUUUUAAAUUAUGGGGAGAAGUGUUUCAAGGUCUCCGUCGUACACACACCGUUCCAGUUCCCAUCGCCAUAGUCGGAGAAGCAGAAGGGACCGAACUCCUUCUCCCUAUCACUCCAAUUCUCAUUCCAGGAGAAGAAGCCGUUCAACCUCUCUCCGCCGCCGCCGAACUCCUUCCCCAUCCUACCGUCGUCGUCGAACUCGCUCUCCCACUCCACGGAGACGCCGCCGACGCAGAACUAGGUCUUUCUCCUUAUCCCCCUCCUCCAAGUCUCCUACUUCCAGUCCUAGCCCUGCAUCCACUGAUCGCAAAAAUUCCAUAGACAAGCUUAAGAAAGAGGAAGAAGAGAAAAAAAGGCGUGAAGCAGAGUUGAAGAAGUUAGAAGAAGAUGAAGCGAGGAGGUUGGAAGAAUUAAUUCAGAAGAAUGUUCAAGAAAUAUUAAACUCUGAAGAGACUAGAUUAGAAAUAGAGAGGCGAGUAGAGGAAGGUCGCAAGAAAUUGUUUGAUGCUGUUGAUGUGCAACUUGCGAAAGAGAAAGAGGCCGCUCUUACUGCUGCAAGACAGAAAGAAGAACAAGCCCGAAAAGAGAGAGAAGAGCUAGAUAGAAUGUUAGAGGAGAAUAGGAGAAGGGUAGAAGAAGCUCAGCAAAGAGAAGCUCUGGAGCUGCAGCGGAAGGAAGAAGAACGAUAUCGUGAACUGGAGCUGAUCCAGAGACAAAAGGAGGAGGCCGCUCGGAGGAAAAAGCUGGAUCAGGGAGAAGAGAGAACUUAGAACGUAGAGCUUAUUGUGGGCAAGAGUGUGUGAUCUAGUAGAUGAAAUAUGGUACGUCCAUGGUUUCCUGACCCGUAGAAUGGUGAACCAAAAAGCUGAUAAUUUUUGUUCAAUGUUAUUUUGGGGUAUUGGCCUACUAUGCAUUUUGUUGGUUCUUCGGCUCCCUUUGAGUGUCUGUUUCGUGGUUGUUCUAUGACUUGGGUGACACAUGAAUUUUGGGCAGUUGAUUUGUUAUUGAUCUCAACUCUUUCUAUCAUUAAGGUGCUCAUAGAGCUUAUUUUCAA
Molecule: messenger RNA, 1261 nt
Organism: Cucumis melo (muskmelon)
Lineage: Eukaryota; Viridiplantae; Streptophyta; Magnoliopsida; Cucurbitales; Cucurbitaceae
Exons: 4
Coding region: 219-977 (252 amino acids)
Cellular component (GO): nucleoplasm; mitochondrion
Molecular function (GO): cadherin binding
Source: RefSeq, a predicted model, not a curated record